Messenger RNA from Exophiala oligosperma, 1788 nucleotides. RefSeq lists its product as uncharacterized. Lineage: Eukaryota; Fungi; Ascomycota; Eurotiomycetes; Chaetothyriales; Herpotrichiellaceae. Gene Ontology annotation, cellular component: nucleus; septin ring. Gene Ontology annotation, biological process: protein sumoylation. The record is from RefSeq and is a predicted model, not a curated record. Gene Ontology annotation, molecular function: ubiquitin-like protein ligase binding; protein tag activity. The transcript has a single exon. Bases 1 to 1572 code for a protein of 523 amino acids.
AUGACCAGCGGAGCCAAACGUUCUUUCUUCACGAAGCCAGCAUGGGCUGCGCCGGCGACGUCCAAGGCACCCAAAACAGAAACCUCCAUCUUCGGACGCAACGAUAUUUACCGCGACAUCCUUCAGGCCGAGCAGGAGAAGGAGAAGAAAAAGAGAGCCGCGAAAACCAAACACAAGGCUGGAAAGGGGGAACGUGAGGAGCAGCCCGAGACCAAGAAAAGACGGGUGUCGACUGAGCCAGCGAAACCCCAAGAAGAAAACAGUGAUUUUGAUUUCGAGUCGGACAAUGACAGAACAAGCACUCCAACAAAUGUAAAGAGCGAGAGGAGACUCAAACGGCCUGCGACACGAAGUACACCUCGAGUAGACAAGUCGCCGAGUGUAGUGGGCCUUGACAAUUUGCGAAACAAGUCGCCCUCGACGCGCGAGAGUCCAGGGCGUGAUGCCAUAGUGCUUCAAGAUGGGGGCCACGAGUCAGAAGAUGACCUGGUGAUAUGGACACCUCCGCCAUCCAAACAUGGGACGUUGGCAGCAGCGGCAGCAGCACCCAACAAGGGGAAAAUCAGACCGCCUUCCGACGAAGAAGAAGAAGGAUCAGAAGAGGAAGAUGACCCUUACGUGCGCGAACUGAAAGCCAAAGCUCGGGAGAAGGCCAGACUUCAGAGACUCGGCAUCGAACCAGACAACCGAAGAUCCAAUACGCCACUACACCGUGCAUCUUCAGCGGCAGCGUCCGAACGUUCGAGACAUUUGUCGGUCGACAAGCAACCGCUCAGCAGUCGUCCUACGUCGUCAGACUCGACACAAGGCCUUGGACGCACGACGACCCCAGCCUCGGAACAGGAAGAUGACCCGCACAUCCGCAUCAUGAUCCGGUCCGAGAUCCCCAACACGCAGUCCUUGAUAGUUAAGCGCAAGGCCUCCCAACCCCUGAAGCAGGUGAAAGAGUUCUGGUGCAAAAGGUGGCAACUCGAUGACAAGACGACACGCAAAGUAUUCUUCACCUGGCGAGGGACCAGACUGUUUGACUCGACCACGAUGCGGGGGAUCCUUCAAAAACUCAAGACAGAACACCGAGAUAACAAAAGUGCGAGCGUAGGACCGCCAACCGACGACAACGACGACGUGUUCGACGAAGAGGGUGGGGCGGCGGCGGCGGAUCAUCAUCAUCAUCAAGAGGACAAAGAUCCAAGCAACGGGAACAUUUUGUUAGACGCCAUGACCCCGGAGUUGUACGAAGAACAGCAACGUCAGAAGGCGGCGCGCGAGCAGCAGCAAAGAGAGCAGUCGCAGCAAGACGAAGACGAUGACGAGCAUACGGCGACGCCGGUACCAGAAAGUGACGGAUCUAUCGUCAUCAGGCUCGUCGCACAAAACCUAGAGCCCAUGCAGCUGCGUGUGAGGCCGCACACGACCGUUGCCAAAAUCACGCGUGGUUUCGUGGCGACGAGGAAAAUCGACGAAGGAAAGACUGCCUACUUGAUCUUUGACGGUGAAAGACUGGAUCCCGACAAGACGGUCGAGGACAUUGAGCUGGAGGACGAGGACGAGGUCGAAGUUAGCAUACGGUAGCGCAGCCAAAAGUGCAUGUACAGGCUACGGUGCAAACCCUGGGCGACCUGGCCCGAGUAACAAGUGUAUAAUAACGGUAGGGACAGUUUUGGGACCCUGGGCUGGCGAAUUUGCAGAUUGGGUGGGAAUAUCUUGAACGACCAGAACAUGAUUUUUAAUGAAAACGGACCGAGAACGAGUGUAAAGGUAAAGAAACCGGCAACAUGAUGGAAGUUG